This is a messenger RNA of Cotesia congregata, 441 nucleotides long. The record is from the annotation of a GenBank genome assembly. Lineage: Eukaryota; Metazoa; Arthropoda; Insecta; Hymenoptera; Braconidae.
AUGGUCUACACUCGGAAUCCUUACACACAAUACGCUCCGCCACCUUGGAAUCAAGUUAAAUUUGCAAAUGCCAAUAGCAGUAGUAAAACAAAGUCGACACUAUACAGUUUGCAGUAUCCAAAGAGUUAUCUUCAAUUAGUAACUAGGCAGGCACUAGUGCGUGAGAAAGAAACCAAUAGCCAAAACCUAUUGGUAUAUUUUUCUUUGUCUAGGAACGUCGUUGAGGUUCCCUUUUCGUUUCGAAAACAUUCGUUCUCGCGUCAGUAUCAAAUAACACCACCGUUUAAGAUGAGUGCGGAAAAUAAAGACGGAAAGAAUGUAUUAUUUAAAUUCGAUCAUACUUUUACAAAAAUCGCAUCUACGGGAGAGUGGAUGAAUUCACCUGAAUUUGAAUCACCCAAAAUUCCGACUGUUAAAUUUUCCGUUUCCGCGAGUAUAUAA